Molecule: messenger RNA, 639 nt
Organism: Naumovozyma castellii
Lineage: Eukaryota; Fungi; Ascomycota; Saccharomycetes; Saccharomycetales; Saccharomycetaceae
Gene: YGK1
Product: 5'-deoxynucleotidase
Exons: 1
Coding region: 1-639 (212 amino acids)
Source: RefSeq, a predicted model, not a curated record
AUGUCAACGUGGAAGCCUGAAGAUCACAUCCCACCUCCAAUAGCAAGAAUAUUAUCGAGACCGAACCCAAACUAUAUCCUCGCAUUCCUCUCAAUAACGCAACUGUUGAAAGUGCAGAAGAGAACAGGAUGGGUAAAUAACGGAGUUGAGAAUCCAGAGAGCAUAUCAGAUCACAUGUAUCGAAUGAGUAUAAUGUCCAUGCUUAUAAAGAACCCUCAAGUUAACCGUGAUAGAUGUGUUCGAAUUUCAUUAGUACAUGAUAUUGCUGAGGCACUUGUGGGUGAUAUUACUCCUUUGGACCCAAUGACUAAAGAAGAGAAGCAUCAUAGGGAGUGGGUUACCGUUCAAUAUUUAGCAAAUACUUUGGUGAAACCAUAUAAUGAAGAUGCAGCAAGAGAAAUAUCAGAGGAUUGGCUAACAUAUGAGAAUGGAACUGGAUUGGAAGGUCAAUAUUGUAAGGAUUUAGACAAAUAUGAAAUGCUUGUUCAAUGUUUUGAAUACGAACAAAAAUACAAUGGUGAAAAAAAUUUAGAUCAAUUUUGGGGAUGCGUUGACGUUAUCAAAACUGAUGAAAUUAAAAGUUGGACUCAAGAUUUACUGAAGGAACGUGAACUGUACUUUCAAGAGCUAAAAAAAUAA